CAGGAACGCCCGCCGGGGGUGGGGCUGGCCCGUGGCGGAGCCGCUCCCAUAGCGGGUGCCCGCUCCCUGUCAAUCCGGGGCCGGAGGGCGGCGGAGCGGGGCAGUUCCCGGGGCAGUUCCCGAGCCAGGGCUCCGCGGGCGGCGCUGGCCGCGGCGUGUGCAGCAGCUUCCCCGUGCGCCCGGCCUGAGCCCGCGGCCCCCCAGCCGGAGCCAUGGCCUCCGGGGCGUGCUGCGGGGUGCUCCGCGGCUUCCUCUUCGAGUACGACACCCCCCGCAUCGUGCUGAUCAAGAGCCGCAAAGUGGGGCUGGUGAACCGGGCGGUGCAGCUGGCCAUCCUGGCCUACGUGAUCGGCUGGGUCUUUGUGUGGGAAAAGGGCUACCAGGAAACAGACUCUGUGGUCAGUUCUGUUACCGCCAAAGUGAAGGGAAUAACCAUGACGAACACGUCGGAGUUGGGACUCCGGGUCUGGGAUGUGGCUGAUUAUGUUAUUCCACCUCAGGGGGAGAAUAUGUUGUUCAUCAUGACAAACCUGAUAAUCACACUGAAUCAGACACAAGGCUAUUGUCCUGAGCUUCCAGAUAAGACAACUGUGUGUAAUUCCAGUGAGGACUGUUCUGCAGGAUACAUAGGCACCCACAGCAAUGGAGUCCAGACUGGGAAGUGUAGGAAAUACUCCACCUCUGUCAAAACCUGUGAGAUCUAUGCGUGGUGUCCUGUGGAGAAUGACACACAUUUACCUAAGCCGGCUUUCCUAAAGGAUGCUGAGAACUUCACCAUUUUGGUGAAGAACAAUAUCUGGUAUCCCAAGUUCAACUUCACCAGGCGAAACAUUCUGCCCUCUAUCAGUACCACUUACCUCAAGACCUGCAUUUACCACCCUAAAACGGAUCCCUUCUGCCCAAUCUUCCGGGUCCGUCAAAUAGUUGAAGCUGCAGGGCAGAAUUUUCAAGAGAUGGCUGUUGAGGGUGGAGUAAUGGGAGUGCAGAUCAACUGGAACUGUGACCUUGACAAACCUGCUUAUUACUGUGUGCCAAAAUACACCUUCCGUCGCCUUGACAACAAGGAUGCCAACCACAGGGUCUCACCUGGAUAUAAUUUCAGGUUUGCAAAAUACUACAAGGAUGCAAGUGGCACUGACUCGCGGACACUAAUUAAGGCUUACGGCAUCCGGUUUGAUAUCAUGGUGUUCGGAAAGGUAGCUCUUUGUUUCUUGAAUCUCAUGGUGUUCGGAAAGGCAGGAAAAUUUGAUAUAAUUCCUACAAUGAUUAACAUUGGCUCUGGACUAGCACUGUUUGGAGUGGCAACAGUCCUGUGUGACAUCGUGGUUCUGUACUUCAUGAAGAAGAGAUAUUACUACAGAGAGAAGAAAUACAAAUACGUAGAAGAUUAUGAACUGGGAGCAGAUUUCUUGUGGGAAGAUUCCUUUUUUGGCUGACCAGAUCAAGGCAGGAUUCCAGUGCUGGUCUCCAGAAGUGAGAUGCUAGUGUACUACCCUAACCUAGGGUCUGCCCCUUUUGCCCUCGCUGUAAGUGUAAUGGCUGUCUACCUUCUGUCAAGGGAGCCAGUGAGACCUAUGGAACACAAUCAUGACCAUGGUGGUGCUGCAGCGAAUGUUGUUCUGCUUCACGGAAAGACAGUAAGACGAGGCUGCAGCCUUCCCUUCCUGGAACAGGGUUAAUCGAGCUGCAUUCUCCCUGUGGAAAGAGAAACUUCCCUCAUUACUUUACGGCUGACAAACAUUGACCACAUAAGAGUGCAUUCUUGUUCCGUGUCACUGACAAACAAGGGAAAGUUCUGAAGUUGUUACUAGUUGGUUGAAUUCUGGCCUCGGUAAACAAACGUACAGAUCAGGACUUGUAUGCCAAACUUUCAUGGAAAGUGUCUCAACAGCUGAGUAAGUUUCCCCUUCCCCCUUAGUUCUCGAGACUAACUUCUUAUAUCCCCAUAUCCUCUAGAAAGCCCCCUGGAGGGGCCAGUCACCCAGAGCUACCUCUUUGCUAGGGGCAUAGGCAGUUGGGCCAGGAUGAGAGGGUUGAGAUGAGUGACAUUAAGUGGGGGAAGGGUAGUUGCCCUCCCUUGAGGUUACUUGUUGGGGGGAGAGCCAGGCCCCUCUUUGCUGUGGUGAACCUGGUCGCUAGUCUUCCCCUGAGGCCUGGAGAGCAUGUAGCUACAGCGUGAUGGCAAUAAAAUGCAUUUCUUUCCUGUGAGGGCAAGUCAACAGGUUACCCCUCGUCUAUCUGAGCUUCAGGAGCCUCGAGUAGGAGAAUGAAGCUCUCUCUGGGUCUCCUGCAUUUGAGUAAGUGGCUGAUGCAUUUAUAAAGAGGCUUCUUCUUUUCUGGUCCUCUUAAAAUUCAGUGUUUGUAAGGAAGGAAAAGGAUGACAAUGCUGACAGCACUUUGGAAUAUUGGCAUCUCCACUCAUUGUGAACACACAAAUUAUAUUGAAUAAACUUUCUUCUAAGUGA
Molecule: messenger RNA, 2465 nt
Organism: Caretta caretta (loggerhead turtle)
Lineage: Eukaryota; Metazoa; Chordata; Testudines; Cheloniidae
Product: P2X purinoceptor 4-like
Biological process (GO): response to ATP; calcium ion transmembrane transport
Cellular component (GO): plasma membrane
Molecular function (GO): ATP binding; extracellularly ATP-gated monoatomic cation channel activity; purinergic nucleotide receptor activity
Source: RefSeq, a predicted model, not a curated record